GGAUAAAUAACACCUUCCACUGAAACUCGUUGACACGACUGACUGGACCGGAAUCUUCCAGCAGGAUGACUGCUUGCGAAUGUUUAAUGUUCUUUGUGAGCACUGUAUACUUUGGUAUAUCAGCAUUUUUUAUCUAUGUAUCUCUCUGGCUGUUGAAAACUUUUCACGAUAUAAACUAUAAGUUGGACAAUCCACUGACUGAUGCCGAUAUUAUUUUGCUUUCCUUGUCGUCCUUCAUGUUACUCUUGGGAAUUUUUGGUUGCUUUACAACUUGUUACCAAAGUAAAAGUUGUAUUAUUCUGUUCAGUGUGUUAACAAUUCUUGCUCUGAUAGUAAUGUUGUCAGGAGGAAUUAUUGGUUUAGUAUCCAGUCUUCAGGUAAGGGAUGAUGUAAACAAAUCAAUUUAUAAAGCCAUAGACAAGUACAAUGACACUGGAACACAUUCAGACAGCGCUCUAGAUCUUCUGCAAAAUAAGCAUCAGUGCUGUGGUGCUGUCAAUGCCUCAGAUUGGAUCAAUUCAACAUACUGGUUGCUGGAAUAUGAAGAUAAAGAAAAUAGAACUGAGACACAUCUGUUACCACAUUCUUGUUGUGUUACAAAAUCUGAGAUUUGUAAGCUGGACAUUGGUAACUUCUAUACAAAGGGUUGUUCAGAUCUCGUCAUUCAAAAGCUAAAAAACUACUUGAAAUAUUCCUUUGCAUUUUGCUUUGGUUUGGCUUUUAUACAGAUAACUGGCAUAGUGAUCUCAUGCGGAUGGUUUGGUACAUCCAAUAAAAGAGACGUGCAAAGCUAUAUGAAAGUGAAUCGAGGAACAUAUGCUUGAUAAUUCCACAUAUCAUGGAAGUCAACCUAUCAAAAUAUCUAUUGAUUCUAAAUAUAAAUGUGCUGAAUGCAAUAUCUUGAAGCAUGAUAUAUAUGUCAUCACAUUUAUUUAGCAGUGUCAAACAGCAAGUUUAAAGAAAUAAGCAUUUUUUAGUGUUAUAUAUAGCAUAUCAUGUAUUAUUUUUGUGUCUAUAUGUUUCUAAAAAAAAUUGAUAUAUAUGUCAUCACAUUUAUUUAGCAGUGUCAAACAUAGCAAGUUUAAAGAAAUAAGCAUUUUUUAGUGUUAUAUAAUAGCAUAUAAUGUAUUAUUUUUGUGUCUAUAGGUAUUUCUAAAAAGAAUUGAUUAGCACUUCUAAUGGUAUAGAAACACAGUUGUGAAAGCAUUUUAAAAUACUUUAGAAAUCAUCACAAUCACAGAACCAUAUUGAAAUUAAAUACUGUACAAUCAGAGUCAACUUA
Molecule: messenger RNA, 1282 nt
Organism: Exaiptasia diaphana
Lineage: Eukaryota; Metazoa; Cnidaria; Anthozoa; Actiniaria; Aiptasiidae
Product: tetraspanin-3-like
Exons: 7
Coding region: 66-824 (252 amino acids)
Cellular component (GO): membrane
Source: RefSeq, a predicted model, not a curated record